Molecule: messenger RNA, 1071 nt
Organism: Tetrahymena thermophila SB210
Lineage: Eukaryota; Ciliophora; Oligohymenophorea; Hymenostomatida; Tetrahymenidae
Product: NAD-dependent isocitrate dehydrogenase
Exons: 6
Biological process (GO): isocitrate metabolic process; tricarboxylic acid cycle
Cellular component (GO): mitochondrion
Molecular function (GO): magnesium ion binding; NAD binding; isocitrate dehydrogenase (NAD+) activity
Source: RefSeq, a predicted model, not a curated record
AUGAUUAAGAAAGUCUUCGACCUCAAAUUCACUGGAGCUAUGAUCCCCAGAUACACCUUCUCUCAAAAAAAUCACAAGGUUGUUCUCUUCCCUGGUCACGGUAUUGGUCCUGAAAUUUCUCAAGCUGUUUGCGAUAUUUUCGCUGCCGCUAAGGUACCUAUCGAUUGGGAACACCACGAAAUCUACACCAAGCCUAUCAAUGAGGCUGGUGAUCUCAUCAAGGAAGAAUCCCUCAAUGCUGUUAUUAACUAUAAAUGGGGUCUUAAAGGUCCUUUUGCUACUCCUAUUGGUAAGGGUUACAGAUCUUUGAACGUCACAAUGAGAAAGAAAUUAAACCUCUUCGCUAACGUUCGUCCCUGCAGAUCUCUCGCUGGUGUCAAGACUCCCUACUCUAAUGUUGACUUAGUUACCAUCAGAGAAAACACCGAAGGUGAAUACUCAGGUCUUGAACAUGCUGUCGUUCCUGGUGUUGUUGAAAAUUUGAAGAUCAUCUCUCAACCUGCUUGCGAAAAUAUUGCUCGUUACGCUUUCGAAUUCGCCAGAAAGAACAACAGAAAGAAAGUUGUUGCUUGUCACAAGGCUGGAGUCAUGAAAAAGGGUGAUGGUUUAUUUAUUAAUACUUGUAAGAAAAUUUCUUCAGAAUACCCUGAAAUAGAAUACACUGAAGAAUAAAUCGAUACCGUCUGCAUGAAGUUAUCUAAGAACCCCGAAGUUUUCGACGUCAUGGUCAUGCCCAACUUGUAUGGUGAUAUCGUCUCUGAUUUAUGUGCUGGUCUUAUUGGUGGUUUAGGUUUAACUGCAUCUGGUAAUAUUUCCCACACCUGCGCUGUCUACGAAGCUGUCCACGGUACCGCUCCCGAUAUUGCAGGUUUAAACAAGGCUAACCCCACUGCUCUCCUUCUCUCUGGUGUUAUGAUGCUUAAAGCUAUGGGUCUUCAAAAGGAAGGUUUUGCUAUUGAAGAAGCUGUUAUUAAAACAUUAUCUGAAGGUAAAUUCUUGACUGGUGAUUUGGGUGGUAAGGCCACUACUACUGACUACACCAAGGCCGUUAUUGGACAUAUUAAUCUUUGA